Molecule: messenger RNA, 1830 nt
Organism: Erpetoichthys calabaricus (reedfish)
Lineage: Eukaryota; Metazoa; Chordata; Cladistia; Polypteriformes; Polypteridae
Gene: gch2
Product: GTP cyclohydrolase 2
Exons: 6
Coding region: 112-798 (228 amino acids)
Biological process (GO): tetrahydrobiopterin biosynthetic process; tetrahydrofolate biosynthetic process
Cellular component (GO): cytoplasm
Molecular function (GO): zinc ion binding; GTP cyclohydrolase I activity; GTP binding
Source: RefSeq, a predicted model, not a curated record
GCACUAUAAAUAAAUUCGCGCAAUGGAGCGAUUCUACAACGCAAAGCCCACUGUUUGCACACUAAACUGACUAACGCAUUUAGUCAAAGUCUCCUCGAACUCUACAGCAUCAUGCAGUGCCAGAAAGCAACAGUUCAAAUGAACGGGCUGUGCAAUGUGAAGAAGGUGGCGGAUCUGUGCAGUGUCAACGGCUUCAGCGAGGCGGCGCUCGACAAGAAAAAGCACAACAAACCCGACGAGGUGACCCUGUCAACGAUGGAGGAGGCCUACAGCACCAUCUUGAGGGGACUGGGCGAGAACACAGAGCGCCAGGGGCUCAAGAGCACCCCCGGCAGAGCAGCCCGAGCUAUGCAGUUCUUCACAAAGGGCUACCGCGAAACCGUCCAGGAUGUGCUCAAUGACGCUGUCUUUGAUGAAGACCAUGAUGAAAUGGUGAUUGUGAAAGACAUUGAAAUGUUUUCCCUCUGUGAACAUCACUUGGUGCCUUUCUUUGGCAAGGUCCAUAUAGGAUAUCUGCCAAACCAGAAGAUUGUUGGGUUAAGCAAACUGGCAAGGGUUGUAGAAAUGUACAGCAGAAGACUACAAGUCCAGGAAAGACUAACUAAGCAGAUUGCUAUAGCAAUCGUAGAAGCUCUGAAGCCAGCUGGAGUGGCAGUAAUAGUUGAAGCAGAGCACAUGUGCAUGGUGAUGAGGGGAGUUCAAAAAAAGAAUAGCCGGACCAUUACCAGUGCCAUGCUGGGAGUGUUCAGAGAAGAUCCCAAAACCCGUGAAGAAUUCCUCUCAUUGAUAAAGAGUUAAUUUCUUAUAGUAAUCUCAUCAAGGUACAUAAAACUCUCUGAUGCUCUGCUAUUUGAGGACCUGCUUGGUCUAAAGGACACUUUUUUAAGGUAUUUUUCUAUUACUUGUUUUUAAACAUAGUUCCAACGUUUAUUACAAAAUGUGUCAACUACAUCUCUGACAGACAUACCAGCUUUAUAUACAAAAACUAUGACAUACUAACUAUGAUAACAAUGAUAUCCAAUAUCCAUUUGGAAUUUUUAGCAAUAUACUGUAAAAUUAAAAAAAAUACAGACAGACUACUACUUUUGUGUACUGACUGUCAUAGUACUAUGUGGCCUUUUAAAUUUGACUUUGAAACUUUUCAUAUGGGCCAGGUCAUAAAGGAUGGAUGAGUGUCUGCAGUGGUAGUUUAUGGCGAUUACUAGGUUACUAAAAUAUGCAGUCUCACAUUUAAGAUAUUUCUUUCUUUUUUUUUUGGUAACUGUUCUACUUCAGACUGAGCUGGAUCUGUACUACCUCACAAGAAGGAACAUUUGAUUUGGUUUGUGUGCGCACUGCAGUCCUUUCUUGAUGAGUGAUACUGAUUAAAAUGUGAUCUGAACUAGAAUUUGUACUGUAAAUGCUACUAUUAUAACCAUAAGGGGUUUUCAAAUGAGCCUUGCACUUCUUAAAGAAACAUACUUUAUAUGUGUGGUACUUGUUAUUAGUAGAGUGGCUGAGAGAAAACGGCCAUGAGUCACAUGCCAGAGCACUGAGGCUCAAACCAGUGGCAACAUAAUAACAGGACAAUAGCCUGAGUGCUCAUUGACAACUUUGAGAAGGAAAUGCCAGUGUGCAGCUCAGAUUUAUCUAAUGUUUUGUUUCUUUAAAUCAUGUAUAGUCAUGAUUUUAACAAUGGCCUUAGAGCAUACUCUUUUGUUUAGAUUUUUAUUGCAUUAUCUCAGAUAUUUGAAGUGUACUGUAAUUCUGAAUUGCUUUGUGCUGUCCGUGUCAGAUGUUUUCCACUACUGUAUUUUCAAUGCCUAAUAAACAUGACACAGUAUGACUUAA